AUGGCGGGGGCCGCGAAGGCCACCAAGGAGCCGCUCGACCCCGUCAGCCAGAACAAGAUCUUCCGCGAGACGGUCGAAAAAGAGCUGCGAUGCCAGCGCCUGCACACGGAGUACGGGGUGAACCCCCUCCUAAAGGUUCACGUCAUAACCAGAAAGCCGAUGUCUUGGCAUGAUAACUUAGAGGAGCCCGCUGAUGAUAAAUUCCUGAAACUCAUUCAUCAUGCUGCACUUGAACCAACUAAGAAAUAUAAAGAACCACAGACAACAACCCAGGAAAUUGGCUGGUUCUCCACACCUUUGAUCAGUACUGACCGAAGUGACAGGAGACUGAACUUCCCAAGUCGGAGCACUGAAAUCACCAAAUAUAUGGCUGCCAUGUGGCGUCUGAAGGAGGCGAUGAAGGAUAAGAGAUAAGAUGGACAUAACAUCAUAGGAGUUUGACAGACCCCAGCUACUAGUCUAGGGUUUCUGAUCUGCACCCUCCCAACUGUAGCAUGC
Messenger RNA from Euleptes europaea (tarantolino), 498 nucleotides. It is a transcript of the gene CFAP144, whose product is annotated as cilia and flagella associated protein 144. NCBI's taxonomy places the organism in Eukaryota, Metazoa, Chordata, Lepidosauria, Squamata, Sphaerodactylidae. Bases 1 to 414 code for a protein of 137 amino acids. The transcript is spliced from 4 exons. The record is from RefSeq and is a predicted model, not a curated record. Gene Ontology annotation, cellular component: ciliary base.